Messenger RNA from Malaya genurostris, 6649 nucleotides. It is a transcript of the gene fus, whose product is annotated as RNA-binding protein fusilli. Gene Ontology annotation, biological process: regulation of RNA splicing. The record is from RefSeq and is a predicted model, not a curated record. Bases 1647 to 4427 code for a protein of 926 amino acids. Gene Ontology annotation, molecular function: mRNA binding. Gene Ontology annotation, cellular component: ribonucleoprotein complex; nucleoplasm. The transcript is spliced from 12 exons. Lineage: Eukaryota; Metazoa; Arthropoda; Insecta; Diptera; Culicidae.
ACUAGCCGUCACCGUCAGUCUUGGGCCUGUUUCGUAGCGAUUCUGACGAUUUUCUUACCUAGAGUGCCGUGGCUUCAAGUGCCCUCAAAAGUGCAUAAUUUUCAUAUCAUUUGGCAUAACUUGUGACUUGUGGCGAUUAUUGGACAGCAGGUUGUUGUCUCUAUUAGUGCUGAAAAUCUUCGAAUCUUAUCCUGCAAACUGCCAUAGUCAGUGGAAUCCGUGUUUGGUGCGGCCAGGAGUGUAACCGUGAAUUCCAGAUUUGGGAAUUUCGAGAAAUUUUUUCGAUCUGCUGUUGUGAAGACGUAGUUCGCAAGUGUUAGGCAGAUUGAACGAAACGAUUAGUUACGAUAAGAGACGAUACAGUGGCUAAUUUUAAGUUGUAGAGUAUAGAAAUAGUUGCAAAACAGUGUUGUACUUAAAGCCCCAUUUUAAUGAGCACUACAUGUGUGAGUGAGUAGGAAUCUGUCUUCAAGAGCUCGUAGUGCUGCUGCUAAGCGUUAAUAUCGGAGAGACAAGCAAAAAGUUGAAAAAAAGUUUUCAAUCGCUGUUUUUGGAAAUCGAGAAAGCAGUACGCGUGAACGAGACAGAGACGUCCAGUGAGCUGGGCCACGUUCCGUUAUAUUUUGGCUGGAGUGACUGAUGAUGUUGUUGGAUUGAUGUGCCAAGAAGUGUGACAGGUCGAUCGAACGGGGAGAAAAACGCCAAAAGUGAGUGUUUUACGCAACAAUUGCUUUCCUUCGGCCGAUGUCUCGCAUCCUGGUAGAUAAAGUUCCAGGUCACCGGCUGUAAUACACACGCGUGAGAAGAACGAUUAGCAUUCGCUUCAGCGGUAGCGGCGGUUAACGAUAAAAAUAUUUAUUUAGGAACAAUCACUCAUUACAAGCGCCCGUGCCCACGUAGGUCCGGUCAGUGAUAUUGCGUGAACAGCAAGUAAUAGCCGUAACGAUAGAGCUUAUUUACCAUCAUAACAUAAGGAACUUUAACACCGUUCUGUUGUACUGAAUACAUACUGGAAACCACGGUUGGGUCUGGAAUCCAACUGAGAAUUUCGACGCGAGUUUUGUUCGAUCCAAUGACAUAGGUGAUUGCAAUCGCAGGAAUGUUCAAGUGUAAUUUAAUUUCCAACAUUCGUAAGGCACAAGUUAACUGAUAAAUUCUUUGAUUUUCGCUCCAUUCAGCGCGAGAAACGAAAGAAAGGAAAGUAAUUUCGAGCAAAGUGACCAAAAAAAAGGUCUACUGUUCUCUGGGACCUGCAAUAAGUUUGAUGUGGUAAAACAAUCACCAGGAAAGCGGUGGCUGCAAAGCAAUAAGAUAAAGUUUUGAAGGUUGUUUUUUCCUCGUUCGUCCAUCUUCGAGUCUCGCACUGUUGUGAUUUUCGGUGAAAAUCAGGUGAAAAGAAAAGCUCGCAAAGCAACCUCAUUCCUAACGGCGUACUUGACGGAGUGGUGUGAGAAGUGGUAAAAGCAAGGAAUUACCUCACGAAAAAACGGGCCUUUUGAAUACCCCAACGUACGGGUGCGUCGCUCCCCGUCGCCGCAGUCCUCACCGUCGUCGUCGUAUUCAUCGUUUGAUUGGUCAACAUUGUGCGCGUUCGGUCGAUCAGAUUUACCCAGUCCGGGUACUUGGUUUAAAAGUGGUUGUCCAAGAUGCUGGCUCCAGGACAUGUGGUGUCACUGUAUGUGGCAACGAGCGGCUAUAACGGUGCGGCACUUGGCUCCGAUGAGAAGGAAAUUGUUCUGCUGAUUUACGUAAUCAUCGAUGUGCAAACAAAUAAUGUCGUCGGUGUUAAGCAGUACUUCGUCCGGCCUACGAAUCCACACCAGCACUCCCUGCUCAGCAGUAGCAGUGUCAGUCAGAAUAAUAUCAGUUCCAGCAAUACCUCACUUGACCAGUCCGGCGGAACAACCUGUUCGUCAUCGCUAUCCUCCUCGACGGUGGCCACCAUUAACUCGAACAAUCUGUCGACGUCGUCGUCGCUGUCCGCAUCAGUACCGACAGCACCGGACAAUGCCAUUAGUCAGGAGAUCCCCGCCAUCGAAUCCCUGAUCCAGUCCAACGGUCGACCGCUGGAAGAAGUGAUCGAACAGUUUGACGCUUAUACGCGGUCCCUCAAAAUCGACCCGCACGGGUCCGGCUUUCGGUUGGUGAUGGACGGACAACUUCCGCUAAGACAGUGUCUCCAUCCGGAGGCAAGUUCCAAAGAUAUUCAACUGCCCGCGUACUAUUGGCGAUUCAGUGACCUGCGGAAGGAAUAUGUCCGUUGCAAAGCGGGCGAUUUGGCCCGGGCACUGGUGCCGGUGUCCGAUGUUACGAAGCUACACACGAUGCCCCGGUUACCGACAACCCCAACCUCCGUCGCGGAGAUGAUGCAAGAUCUUGAACUUCCUGUGUACCCAGAAAGUGAAAUCUAUACAAAAGAAGCCCGUGAUAUGGUCACAAUUAUACAACACAUGAUAUCAUUAGGUCAUAAAUUCGAGGCAAACGAAGUCGUAAAUUUAAGUUUAGAACCUGGAAUAUGCUCAAUCGAUGACGAAAUUGAUGGCACGUGUAUAGUUCGUGCACGUGGAUUGCCCUGGCAGAGCAGUGAUCAGGACAUCGCCCGCUUCUUCCGGGGGCUUAAUGUGGCCAAGGGUGGUGUAGCACUCUGUUUAUCACCCCAGGGACGUCGUAACGGUGAAGCGUUGGUACGCUUCAUUACGCAAGAGCAUCGUGACAUGGCGUUGAAGCGGCAUAAACACCACAUCGGCAAUCGCUAUAUUGAGGUUUAUCGAGCCUCCGGAGAAGAUUUCUUGGCUGUGGCCGGUGGUGCAUCUAAUGAAGCCCAGGCAUUCCUGUCCAAAGGAGCUCAGGUCAUAAUUCGCAUGAGAGGUUUGCCAUACGAUUGCACUGCGAAACAAGUGUUGGAUUUUUUCGCCAACGGAGAGAACGCUUGUACGGUGCUGGAUGCUGCCGAUGGAAUACUAUUUGUAAAGAAACCCGAUGGUCGGGCCACCGGAGAUGCAUUUGUACUUUUUGCCCAGGAGUCGGAUGCUUCCAAAGCACUCUCGAAGCACCGUGAGUCGAUCGGACAGCGAUAUAUUGAGCUUUUCCGGUCGACCACAGCCGAAGUUCAGCAGGUUCUGAACCGAUCUAUGGAUCCAAAAACCUAUGAACCGCCACAGCCGCCUUUGAUUGCGGCACUACCACCGGUGCAAAUGCCACUUCUUCCACAACACGUCAUCACCAGUGGGACAGAAAAGAACUGCAUACGGCUUCGUGGUUUACCGUAUGAAGCUAAGGUCGAACACAUCCUACACUUUCUGGAAGAUUUUGCAAAGCAUAUUGUCUACCAGGGAGUACACUUGGUCUACAACGCACAGGGUCAGUUCAAUGGGGAAGCAUUUAUCCAGAUGGAUUCGGAAACAGCCGCAUUUCAGUCGGCCCAGCAGAAGCACCACAAGAACAUGAUGUUCGGAAAGAAGCAACGCUACAUCGAAGUUUUCCAGUGUUCUGGUGACGACAUGAACAUGGUACUUAACGGUGGGUUCCAGCAGCCAACGAGUAUUUCGAAACCGCCGCUACUAUCACCCGGUAUGUUACCAACAGCGCAACAACCACCGACACAAGCCCCACAAACUCUUGCGCUGUCACAGCUCCCGUUGACUGCUCCUCCGCCACUAACGUUAUCGAUUCCUCCUCCUAAUCCUCAGUUGAUAGCACAACAGCAAGCUCACUUUAUAGCCCAACAAAGUCUAAUGGCCCGACAAGCAGCGGCAGCUGCCCAGCAACAAGAGCAAUUCUUUCUUCAUAAUCUUGCAGUUUAUCCAGCUCAUUCUACAGUUGCUUCGAACACAUCAAUGGUAUCCCAGGCCGCUCCAACAUAUGCCACUGCGAAUGCAGUUCCUCACCAAACUGGCAACCUUCACAUGGCCCACAACCAUAUGUCACCUGGUGUUCCCAAUAUAAAUCAGACUGCAUCGCCCUAUGGUCAUCCUUCGGCCGUAAGUCAGUACCCCCCAUUCUUAUUUAUGCCACGACAUAUGAUCACUCCGGGUGGGUUUCCGAUGGGCUUCAUGCCUCCUAGUUUGAGUUCACUGCAAUUUCCCUCAGUUACGGGUUCCCCCACGGCUUCAGCUGCCGGUAUCUCUCAGUCCCCUUUCGGGAUUCAUCAUCCCGGAUCACUCACCCACUCUUCGGCUACACCUCAGCAACAGCAUCAGCAUCAGCAGCAACAACAUGUUGCGACACUGAAUGCGAAUGUAGUGGCUGCCAACUCAAUGCUUCCCGCAAGCAUUAAACGCUCCUAUGACAAUGCAUUUCGUAGCGAGCAAUCCCCGCUAGCGACGACUGGAUCUAAGCGUCCAUUCCAUGGUGGCUCCCAAGCGGCUGCUGCUGCGGCAGCUACAGCAGCUGCACUUUAUGCUCCAUACUACCAUCCACAUAUGUGAGCUUUUCGUGGGUGCAUUGUUCUAUUCAUUGAAUUUAUCACGUUGCCUAUAUGAGUAACUAGAGUAUGCUUUAGUACACAAGUGCUAAGAUCAUUACCAAUAUAUUUUAUAGCUCAUUUUUUUGAUAACUUAUGAAUUAUUUUCCAUUAACUGAUAGAUAUAUUAUCUAGUAAAUGCAUUCCAUCCACUGCAAACUGAUGCAGCUAUUGUUUGGAACACCAAGUGGAUCCCAAAAAUUUAAAACUUAGUACGCAAGACUCUCUCCAAUCGAAAGAAGCUACUGAACGUACUUAUAAGAGAAAAUUCAUAUACAAAUUUGAUUCAUAUCGUUUAUCAUUGAAAUUUUUACAAUAACUUCAGGUGAGAAAGUUGUGCUAUCAAAUGUUACCCUCCAACCCCCAUCACAAUUCUUCUAUUCGAUAUAUCCAAGCCAUACCCCCUCAUUAACAUCAUGUUGGGAUACUGACAACACAAUUUCCCACAAUCCUAGACUGACACCCUGGGCUGGAAGAAAUGUACCUUCCUUUCACACACCAAUGCGUCCAAAUUCAACACCAACACACUCACGAUAUAAUUCCCUAUCAGAGCUGCUGUGUGUAGAAGAAUUAUUUUAAUUGGCCUUUCGCUGACUGUCUAUUAGUUCAGUUUCCAAUUUUUUUUAUCCAUGGGGGUGUUGGGAUCGCUGUUAAAUGCCGUUGUUAAGGAGCUAUUAGAAUUCAUUGUGAAUGAAUUGUGUGAAACGAAUGACUUAACAUAUGUAACAAUUGACAGCUCCUAUCGUUGAUAUUUUUCUGCAAUGUUAGAAUUAGUUUCCAACUCGGAAUUAGCGUAUAACGAUAGAUAUUUAAUUGCAUAAGGAUCAUUGGCGAGUAAUGUUUUUCAUACACCUAACCGACUGGUGAGCAUAACGACGGUACAGAGCUAAAUUGUGAACUUUACACGUUUAUUUUUUGAUAGAAUUAACAUUUUUUGAAUAUUUAUUGCAAAUCUAUUGUACGGCAAUCAUUUCAGUACGACUAACCCAUUUACCAUUGGUACCGCGCGUGUUCCUUCCGAAAUCAAACAACAGAAACACGCACAUCAACAUGCGCAACCACACGCAAAUAAGUUAUAUAUUCCACUAACAAAAAACCGUUACUUCCGUUCAUUGGUUCAAAUACUUCCGUUAUCGUUGAUUAUAUCGUUACUAAUGUCAUGUUUGUUAAUUUUUACAAUCGUUCUUCCUUGUGUACCAUUCCGGUUUGUGACUGAAUCGAUCUGAACUUGUGUUUUGUUGAGUUUAAAUUUGCACUUUACUGAAAGAAUUUUUCGUUGCUGCUUAGAUAUCGUAACCAAAUGUUUUAUUUCUACAUAAAACAAAAACACAAGCUGAGUUACUUCAGUUAUUUUUGUUUAAGACAGCAGGUUGUGUUACGUUACCAGAACUGGUACUUAUAGGGCAGAGCUAUUCAGGAGGCUUAUCAAAUGUCAAAUAUAACCGAUAAUGAGACAUUCCAUUAAACCGUACUAAAAAAACUAAUGAUUAAGUUUGACGUUUGAUGAGUAAGCAAACUUUGCGAGAAAACGGCUACGUUGUACUUUAGUAUAGAUAUUGUUAAAAUGUGCACUCAUCUAUAAAGACAGAACGGGGGUAAUUCAAGCGCAGAAAGUGUUCAGCUAAAUAUGCUUCAAACUCAUUUGGUUCUUUCAUGGCUAUUUUCUUAUUUUAUUCACUAUCAUUCGGUUUAAGGCAUUCUGCAAUCGAUCAUUGUACGUCGUUUAAUGUUUUGUGGUUCAAGUUAUGUUUUAUACAAACAAUGCACCUUAUGCAUCGGGCGGCUGUAUGUGGCCUGCUUUGCUUUUAUAUUUUUACCUAGAUACGUUUUCGCUUGAAGCAAUAUCUACACCAGAUUCGACCCCGACUGCUGCCAAAUGUAUGGAUUUGACAUCAGUUUUUCCUCUCCGUUUUAACUCAGACUUCUUGAUCCAUAAAGUUGACAUCAGUUGGAAUUGUAACUGGCUAAGUUUUGGCUUCAAAUGGAAACGACAUCAGUAUCCAGUUUGAAAUGUAACCUUUCUGUCUUCUGGUGAAUGGAUAGUGUUCAUAAAAGAAGGGUACACAAUUACAUAGAAGCGCUACUACAGUAACUUAAAGACAAUCAUGUGAAUGUUGGUAACAGUUUCGUUUUAUUUUUUGCCAGCUCAAUACAAUUUUUUAAAUGUCUGUGUAAGCGUAUGAUAUA